AUGAAACUCAUUCCCGCGAGAUUCCUCCGAUCACUACACGUGCCAACUCUCUUCGACCACACGUUCCACCUUGAGCCUCUAACUGCAACCGUACUCUCACCCCCUCACAAUACUACACUCAAAACGCUUGUUUAUAAAUACGAAACGCGUGCCACACAAGGAAAUAGAACCAUAACCGCUCAAACUCUCGCUCACAUGGAAUCUCCAAAUCAAGAAACCGAAACAAAAAUGGAAGAAAAAGAAGCCAUUAAAAUAACGAACGAGUUCCGAUCAGAGUUUCUGGAAAUGCUCCGUAAGAGACGAACUACUCAAGUUCCGUUAACGGUCGAAAUCGCAAAACCAGCUGCGGAUUCUUGGUAUCAGAUUUCUCCGCCAUCAAUCGAUGAGGAGAUUAUGAAAUCUUGUCCAAAGAAAGACAUUGAGAACUUCAAAGAUUUGCUCCAGGAGGAGAAUCUGUAUUUGAAUAUAGAAGAAGGAGAUCAAGGAAAGUUGCCUGUGUUGAUUUUGAGUUUGAAGGAAAAUGAUAAAGAGAUAAAAAGACCUACAGUUGUUUUUCUUCACAGUACAAACAAGUAUAAAGAAUUUUUGCGUCCAUUGCUAGAGGCAUAUGCUUCGCGGGGAUAUAUAGCAAUUUCGGUUGAUUCUCGUUACCAUGGUGAACGAGCAAAGAGCGCCACCACCUAUCGGGAUGCUCUUAUUUCUGCAUGGAAAACCGGAGACACAAUGCCAUUCAUAUAUGACACGGUAUGGGACUUGAUUAAAUUGGCAGAUUAUCUAACACAGAGAGAAGAUAUAGACCCCUCUAGGAUAGGAAUCACUGGAAUAUCACUUGGAGGAAUGCAUGCCUGGUUUGCUGGAGCUGCUGAUACUCGCUACGCAGUAGUUGCUCCUCUAAUUGGCGUUCAGGGAUUUCGAUGGGCCAUAGACAACGAUAGGUGGCAUGAGCGAGUUGAUAGUAUAAAGCCUGUUUUUGAAGUGGCUCGUGAUGAUUUGGGUAAAAGUGCUAUUGACAAAGACGUAGUGGAGAAGGUGUGGGAUAGGAUAGCUCCUGGUUUAGCUUCCCAAUUUGAUUCCCCCUACUCAAUUCCAUCAAUUGCACCCCGUCCUCUGCUUAUUCUCAAUGGUGCGGAAGAUCCUAGGUGUCCCCUUGUCGGUUUGGAAAAUCUAAGGUUAAAAGUAAGUCAGAUAUAUGCAGAAUUUCAAUGCUCGGAAAAUUUUAAGUUUAUUGCAGAACCUGAAAUUGGGCAUCAAAUAACAAAAUUUCAGGUGAAAGAGUUGUCUGAUUGGUUUGACAAGUUUCUAAAGCCUCAGCAGGUUGAGCCUAAAUUGUAA
Vicia faba (fava bean) is the source of this 1332-nucleotide messenger RNA. The record is from the annotation of a GenBank genome assembly. Lineage: Eukaryota; Viridiplantae; Streptophyta; Magnoliopsida; Fabales; Fabaceae.